AGUGUCCUUCUUCAGAACACAGAUCAGUGGAGAUCUUCAUCAUGAAUACAGAUAGCGGAGGACAUGCUCAUAAAAGAGCAUCCCUGUCGCUCACUCUCUGGCCUGUGAAGAGGGUCCAGAGCUCACCCAACCUGUACACUGCUGCAGGUAGUGAUUCCCAGUCAUCAGAUUCAGAUGCCUGGCGUUCACGCAGUGUGUCUGAGGGGUUAAGGAAUGGAGAUGCCAGCAGCGCGUCCUUGACUGCUAAAGGCUUCCGCAGCGUUAAACCCAACCUACAGGAUAAGAAAUCUCCCACACCGGUCCCCUUGCCGCCCCCUCGGAGAGAGAGCUAUCACAUGACCCCUAACCCCCCAUCUUACAGUUCCCUUGCAAUGCUGUCAAACACCUCCCUCUCUUCCCCACAGAGUAAUGAUGUCAUUUCCUCAGGCUCUUACAACAUCCAAUCUAGUGCCACCUCCUCAUACUCAUACUCUAAGACCACCCGAACCUCCACUAGCACCUCUGGAGCCCCCCUUGAGGAGCCCCCCUUGUCCCAACAGGCUAAUGCUAACAGUUUUAUCACUCGUGUUCUGGGGAACAAAUUGUCAUCUUCAAAAUUCUCAAGUGACCAACUAAAUGCAGCACCUAACAAGAUGAACAUGAUUAAAACUGACCCAAAGUCUAAAACUAAGCCAAAAAGUACAUCUGCUUCCCCACCUCAAGACCCCACUGCUACUUCUGAAACACACGUAGCUUCUCUCUCCAUCCAGUUAGCUCCUCGCAGUCCAGAAGCUCAAGCAGAGACCCAGUCAGGGCUUGAGACUAAAUCCAGGACAAACGCAGUGGACCCCGCUGACCCCAUGCGAGCCCCUGUUGUACCACCAAGACCAGCAAGCAGUUUGGUGCGUGAGUUUUCCCCUGUAAGAGGGAGCACCAGGCCGCUCUCUUCUGGACCGCCCUCCCCGGACCCUUCAGCUCGCCGGUCACCGUAUAGCCGGGCCAGUCAGGAUUCCCCUGACUUCCUGUCAGGGCUAUUGCCCAAAGCCCUGUCGCCAACACCCUAUGCCCCUCUGGAACGUUCCGGGCUAAUGUCGGCCUCACCUGCCCCGUCACCAGUAACCGUGUCAGCGCUGAGUCAUUAUUCAUCAUCCACAGCUGGGCUGGAGGAGCUGCAGAUCUGCAGCAUGGACUCCUCCCCCGCAGGCACACCCACCCCAUCCCCCACACUCAGCCACGCCUCCAACGCCCCUGACGAGAUUCCUGCCGCCCCGUCAGCUGCCACGGGCACUAACGGUCAGAUGGCAGUGAACGGAAGCUCUCAAUCUCAGAGGCCCUUCUCUCCGCCUGUGUACCCACCUCCACCCCCAACCCUCAGCCCAGGCCUGGUAAAGAUCCAGCAGGGUCGUAGUUCAGAGGGUUCAGAGACGGUGAAGAGAGAGACCGUUGUCUCUGGUCAGACAGUGGUCAGUAGCUCUGUGCCCAUCGCUCGUUUCUCAGAGGAAGAGAAGAAGGUGUCCAUCAUAAAAGCACCCCAUUACGAAGGCAUUGGACCAGUGGAUGAGUCAGGCAUUCCCAUCGCCAUCCGAACGACUGUGGACAGACCCAAGGACUGGUACAAGACCAUGUUCAAACAGAUCCACAUGGUUCAUAAAGCAGAUGAUGACUAUGCAGACACAUAUAAUGCAACAUACGCUGUCAUAAACAAUGAAAAUUACCCUCCUGUCCAUGCCCACCCGCCCCCUCGAACGCACACUUACCGGCCUCUCUCUAGAAAUACCUCAGACACGCCAGACGGUGCCGCCCACCGGGAGCUCUCGCCAUCUCCCGUGCCCCCUCCACCCCCUCCGAUGCCCUCUCUCCUCCAGCUCCGCUCACGAGACAUGGACAGAGAGAAAGAGUUCUCGCAUGACCAAAAUGAGUGGGAUCCUCCAGAUCGAAAAGUGGACACACGUAAAUACCGAGCGGAACCACGGAGCAUCUUUGAAUAUGAGCCUGGCAAAUCCUCCAUCCUUGAGCAAGAAAGGCCUAUGUUUGAUUUAAACCCAGAUGACAUAGAUUUAGAGAAUGAGCCUUGGUUUAAAUUCUUUUCCGAGUUGGAGUUUGGACGGCCGCCUCCUAAAAAGAGGUUGGAUUAUAAUCCUGACUACUCCACACAUGCUGUGGCACAGUCAUCCCUCUAUCUCUCGCCUUCCGAACGACGUGACGGGACUUCAAGUUCUGCAAGUGACUACAGGAAAAGGCGAAAGUCGGAACCAUCUGUCACUCAAGCCAACACAGGAAGUGAGCAGAAUGCCAGUCAAGUAUUUUCCCGCCCACUGGACUCCAAUAAAGCACAGACACUGAAGAAGCCCACCAUACGUUCCUCGCCUUCCUCACCAUCCAGACCCAAAGCUGGAGACGCUAGUGAGUCACUCUCCUCCUGUAUGAGCUCUCCAGGUAUGGAGCGCCUUUCCUCUCGUCUCUCCUCAGACUCCCUCACUAUCUCCACACCAACCUGGCGUGGCUCCAAGCGCUCCAUCUGCUUCAAGAACGGUUGGCAGACAGGCCGACACGAAGCUGCGGAGACUUGGAGUAGCGUUGACGAUGAAUCUGUCAUCACUCCUUCAUCACCACGGCUCAAAUCACGCAGCUGUGAUGAUUUGUUGUCUGACGGACAUGGUGCUAAUAAUGACGGGAGAGCGUCUGCUUCUAUGACUACCACUCGCUCUGAAAGUGCAGGUUCAUUGCUUGAUGAAGACGCUCCACAGAAGCCUCAAGUAAAAAGUCUUACCUCAUCUCCCAGGGGGCGCCGACAUCACCGGCGUAAGAUGCCACACGAUGCUCCGGGUUUCCUUCAGCUCUACAAGAAAAUGCACCACAUAGACCGAGAGCAGCUAUUGCCCUCAGAGAUGAUUCGUUCUGUACGUGCACGAAUCCUUGAGCUGGAACGGCUACAACAACAACAGAGGCACAACAUCCAUGGUUGGUCACCUUUCGGUAAUGAGGUACCACGACACAUGGUCCCAAACCGUAUAUCGGAAUAUGAACAGCUCAUCCAGAAAUCCAAGUCCAUGCCAGACCUUGGUGACGAAAAUGCCCCAUCAGGCACCACCACACCAGGGUCCUCGAGGGCCAGCAGCUGUCCCAAACGACGCUUUUCUGUGGAAUCACUUUUGGAGGAGGAAGAUCCUCCAGAAAGGGCUCGAAGUCCCCCUGAGGGACAGCCAAGACUGGGACCAGACAGCAGUAGCCUGGUGCCAAUUCAUGGGAAGAACCAGAGGCAGCAUCAAGACUACUCAGACAGUGAGCAGGACGCCUGUGCCUCCGAAAUGAGUGACAUCCACAUAGAAGGGUCUUCACCGUGUAGCGAGAGCGACCUGGAUCAUUGCUCACUUACCUCAUCGGAAAGCUUCUUUGGUUCUGGGCGACAUCACCAUCAUGGUCACCAUCAUCAUGGACACCGUUACCACCGCCACCAUCACCUACACCAGAGUGUGGGUCAGAGUCAAGGUUACCAACACCGCCACCUCAUCAGCUCCUGUAAGGGUCGCUGCCCGGCAUCCUAUACACGAUUCACCACCAUGCUAAAACACGAGCGACAACAGGAAAGGGCUCGGCAGGAGUCCCACCCUGCCGCUACAUCUCCACUAGCACAACAGUCACCCAGUGAGUCAGGCCUUUCCAAACUGGCCUUCCUGGUCAGCCCUGUGCCUUUCCGCCGGAAACGAGGCUCCCCGCCAACCCAACGGCGACACUGCAGAAGCGGUCGGCCGAAAUCCAAAACCGCAAUUUAUGAGGCUUUAGAUGCCGCUUUGCAGGACAUUUAUGACCACAUAAGGGCGGAAAGGGGGCAGGGACCAGCAAGGAUGCCAGAUGAUAGCAUAUUGCGGCGGUUAUUGGAGGAGUUGCUACCAGACGUGCCCAAGCGUAGCUCCUCCUUGCGGGCUCAGAGAGGGUCCGGCUCCCCCUCCUUGCUCCAUGUCCACCAGCCUUACCAUGGAGCCCACCAAUGUGCCUCCUACCAGCAGCAACACGACCAUACAGACGCCUCCAACAACAACCAGCAUAAUGCUAAUGCUAAUGUGCACUGCUACUCAGAUCAGGGCUCUGAUACAGGACGUCUCACACCACAAAUCAGAAGACCCACGCCAGAAAGAGAGGUAUCCUCUAAGCAGAUUACCUAUCUUAUAUUGUCUUCUCUCCUCCAUCAGAAACAGUCUGCCAGGGCUAUUUAUGAUUUUAAAGCUCAGUCUGCCAAGGAAAUUUCCUUUAAGAAAGGUGAUGCUGUCAACAUCAUCAGACAGAUUGACAGUAACUGGUAUGAGGGGGAACACAGAGGACGGAUUGGGAUUUUCCCCAUCUCUUAUGUCGAGAAGGUGGCGUCUCCAGAGCGGAGGCAGCCUGUCAGGCCUCCUCCUCCGGCUCAAGUUCGAGAGAUGGGAGAGGCAAUAGCACGAUACAACUUCAGUGCUGACACUAACGUGGAGCUUUCUCUUAGAAAGGGGGAGCGAGUGAUCCUUCUAAGGAAGGUGGAUCAGAAUUGGUAUGAAGGAAAGAUUCCUGGUUCAAACAAGCAGGGCAUUUUCCCAGUGUCCUAUGUCGAUGGGAUCAAGGGCUCUCCUUCCAAGAGCCCCAGUCACCAAGGAGACACGCACACAUACAGGGCACAUAAGAAAAUGAUGCAGGAUUCUCAGCAUUCAGGUGGUGACCCCUUCCAAGCUGUGUACAACUAUGUGUCUCGUAAUGGGGAUGAGCUGGAGCUGAAGGAGGGGGACGUUAUUGAUGUUAUCGAGAAAUGUGAUGAUGGCUGGUUUGUGGGUACCUCUCGGAGAACCAAGUUAUUUGGAACGUUCCCAGGAAACUAUGUUAAACCGCUUUAACAAAAAGGAAAAAAUGGCACAAAUACGGCCACUCCAGUGCCUACUGUGUAGGGCCAACAAGGCACUUCACCUUUGAGAAAGUGUGUGUGUCCAUAUGUGUGAGUGUGUUCACAACCACAACCGUUUUAGCUCUGUCAUGUCCACACAGACAAACCACUGAAGUUUAUUUCACUUUGAGCUCUUUGUUUUUGUGCCAUCACAGAGUCUCCUUGCUGUUCCUUCAUCUGCUAUUCUGACAACAGCACAUUCAUUAAUGUUUUUCCUGUUAUAUUGACAUUUUGUCAUUUUCCAGGAUGCACUAGCUCAGUGUUAGUAUGGUGAGGAUUCAGGCAGUAGAUCAGUAUAAAUGAUAGACACAUGGAAACCUCAGGCAUCAGUGUUCAACUGAGUGUGUGUAUGUGUGUGUGAGUAUUGUGUAUUAAAUAGUACAAAGUUAAUAGCAAUAGAGACCACUGGUUAUAGAUGAGGCUGGAUAGUUUUAUUAAAAUGAGCUAAAGGUGAAAUCAUGGACAGUUAUGAAAUUGCUCAUUCCCCUUGUGUGUGGCCAAAAUAAAUAAGUGAUAAGAACAGAUGUAUUUAAAAAAAAAAAUGUAUAGGUAACAAUACUUUUGCCAUACAGAAUUACAAAAUAACUGUCAUGGAGCAAUUUUGCUAUUGUUGAAGUGGCAACCAUUCAUAUAGGAUAAUGUUUGUAUAAUAAUCAGUGCAUUGUGGGUAUUUGUAUAAGUUGUCUAUAAAAGAAAGUGCAUUGACAUUCUGGAAAGUAAAGAUGCUUUUAUGGAAUUUGGUAACAAAUAUUUGAUUAGUGAACUUUUUUCGAAUGUUUACUUGCGAAUUUUAUGAACGGAUUUUAGAAUUUUAGAAUUGUAAAGCAGGUGUCAUUGAACCACCUGACGUUAAUACAGUAAAAAAAAAAAACACAUGUAAAUCAAGAUUAAAUCAUUGCUUGUUUUAGUAAUGAAUUGCAACAAUGUUACAACAACAAGGUGAGCCUGCUAUGAUGUUUCAAUUUUUUAUUUGUUAACCUAAAUUAACUAAUUUAUCUAAAACGUUAUAAUUUCGAUUUUUUUUGUUUGUUUGUUUUGAAAGUUUGAUCUCUGAUAUAAAACUUAAAUGAUGUCAUUUAUCUGCCACGUUUCUCAUGAGAUUCACUCUUUUAAAAUUGCAUCAUAUAACGCAACAGAGAGAGCUGUUGGUCUUUGAUGAAUGUUUGUAUGCUUGUCUGACGUUCAAAAUGUUAUGUUUAGUUUUUCGAAGGAUUUGUAUAUCAGUAUUUUCUGCACUAAGUGUAUCACUUGUUGUGUUCUCAUCUGAAAGCAUAACGCUUGUGUUGCAACGGCUUUUACAAGUAUGUAUAUUCAGUAUAAGGAAAAGUGUGUCUACGAAUUUCACAGACAGCAGAGCAAUCUUAAAGCACCUUAAACAUUUAUUAGUUCUAUUUUUUUUUUUCUUUAAAGUUGAAGUGUGUAAGAAUAUGAGUAAUAAAAUAGUGUCUCCUUUCGUAGCUUAAUAUGCAGGGACAACUAAGUAAACCAUUCAUAGAUUGAACAAUUUAUAGCUUUGUUAAUUUGAUUAACAAUCAGUGGUUUGAGUUCGGGGCGGGGCUUUCUGUUUGCCUGACCAAUGGCAGAUGGGAAGUGUUUUGGAAACCUGUUUGAAAACAAUUGCAAUAAUGUUUGAUGACAUCGAAAUUACACACUUCCACUUUAAAUGUUUUAAUCACACUUUGCAUUUUCCAGCUUCACGGCUGUGUUUGCUGAUUCUUAAUAUGUCCUUUUGUACACGAGUUUCACUUACAUUAUAAAGCCCUUCCUUUCUCACUUUUGGACUGUUUUAGUCCUUAAUAUUGCAUCCCAUGUGCCAAAUUUAUUCUUCAACUUCUUUGGUGCAAAAAAGAAAGAAAAUGUAUGCAAAAAAUAGGCAAAGAGCAUUUUUGGGGACUAAUAAAGGACUUUCUUCAGCACAGGAUGGAGACUGGUGCACAUUCUAGUCAAAUUGGAGUUGGGAGAUUUUUGUCACUGUUUGCAAACUACUGUCCUCUACUAAAGACUGUGGAUUUUUUGGAAGAUAUUUUUGCCUUUUUCCGUAUAGCCUUUUGACUGAACAACAUAUAGUGUUAUUUAAUGUGUGUUCUUGAUGAGCUGGUGAGCUUGAGAGGAUCGAGUUUAACUGCUCACUUUCAAAUAAAGAAAUUUCUCUCUCUCCCUUUCUUUCUUUCUUUCUCUUUCUUUCUUUCUUUCUCUAUCUCUCUCCCUCUGUCUCUGGUCUUUUGUUUUGUUCUAUAUCCAAUAAAUUUCUGCUCAGUUAUUUGAGCCUCUCUGUUUAUCGUUGCCUCUGUUUCUGAUAUCUAAACACUGUGGGAUUGUAAUUUUUAUAUUCAUUUCAAGUAUUUUGCAACCUUUUUAGUUUUGUCUUUGCACCAUAAAAAAAAA
Messenger RNA from Sinocyclocheilus rhinocerous, 7270 nucleotides. Its product is annotated as sorbin and SH3 domain-containing protein 2-like. NCBI's taxonomy places the organism in Eukaryota, Metazoa, Chordata, Actinopteri, Cypriniformes, Cyprinidae. The record is from RefSeq and is a predicted model, not a curated record. The transcript is spliced from 25 exons. Bases 42 to 4838 code for a protein of 1598 amino acids. Gene Ontology annotation, cellular component: plasma membrane. Gene Ontology annotation, molecular function: protein binding.